AUGCAAUGCUUGGAGAUACCAUUUUUGACUUUGUUCCUCUUAUCCUGUUGGGGAAGACCGCAUAAAGAAGAUUAUAUUCUUCAGCGCAAACAAGAAUUAGUACUGAAAGCUGAACAUCAGAGGUUACUUUCAACAAAAGAGCCCUGUAGACUCAAUCCAGAUAAAAGAACUGUAGUGGGCUCCUAUCAUCCACCUAAAGAAGACUACACAUCACAAGAGCAACAGUACAUAGAAGAUUUGGAAUGCAUGAAACAUGGAUGCAGUGUAGAAAUACAAAAGAAAGACAAAACCAAUGAUAAUAAAAGGGGCACAAAAGUUAAAUUAGGGAGCAACGAUUACUGGAAUACAAUAUACAAUAAAAAACAUCUCAGACAUAUCUCAAAAAUAUUCAGCAAAAAGUCCCUCAGAAGGAACCCUAGAGCAGUAAAAGAACGGAAUGUGCCACGGAAGGAAAAUAGAAGAUACCCCAGGGAAUCUGAGUUAAAUUCACAGAGAUUUUUCUCAAAUUCCUCAGUAUCCUUUGUACUGCAUCAGAAGAAUCCCAUUGAUGGGGCCCUCUACUUUCAUAGUGCACACAGUCAACUGGUUUUAAAUCCAGAAGCUGAUCAGAAAAUACCUCAAGAAACUUUCACUGUAGAACUGUGGGUGAAGCCAGAGGGAGGCCAAAAUGAUCCAGCAGUCAUAACAAGCAUGUAUGAUAAUUGCUCUCAUGUGGUGAGUGACCGUGGUUGGUCUAUUGGUAUACGUCCUGCUGUGUUCGGGUCAAAAAAAGAUGCACGUUUCUACUUCUCACUCCGGACUGACCGUUCUCCAAGUGCUACUACCUUGUUGUCUCCACAAAGCUACAACCCCGGAACUUGGAGUCAUCUUGCUGCUAGCUAUGAUGGGCAACAAAUGUUACUCUAUGUGGAUGGAGUACAAGUUGCUAGAGCAGAAGAUCAACUGGGUCCCCUUCAUAGUACUUAUUUAUCAAUAUGCAGAUCCCUCUUGGUUGGUGGAGACAACUCAGAGACUGGUAACCACUAUCGAGGCUAUCUCUUCUCCCUCCAUCUGUGGUCAGAGGUUAGGACUCAGAAACAGUUGAGAACUGAAUCCAUGAGAAGACCAUAUCAGACUUUACUAGGAGUACAAAGCUUCUCAUUGUUGUCCAGGAAUAUAUGGAGCAUAUACAGAGAUGGGGUGCAUCCGGAAGUUGUACCAGGGCUUGUUCCAGUAAAGGACAUGAUCUCCUCCAUCUUACUUCCUCCUUGUGGGAAAACUUUAUGUGAUUUGCCGGAUGUAUCUGCUGGAUAUAGCCAGCCUGGGGCAAAAUGGGAAAAAGAGGUCCAUUACCGGGUGGUCAAUCUGUGUAAAGAUGAUGGUUCCAGGCCUUUGGUAAGUGCUGAGCAAAUUCAGAGGCAACAUCAGGCUUUAUCUGAUGCUUUUAGCCCAUACAGCAUUCGCUGGCAGCUAAACAUAAUGGAGGUUCAUAACUCUAGCCUACGAAAUCGAGUAGUGCUUCCUGGUUGUGAGCCAGGGAAAGUCGGCAAUGACCAAUGUGAUCCUGAAUGUAAGCAUCUACUUACUGGCAAUGAUGGUGGUGACUGUGAGUUCUUCAGACCAUGCAAUUCUAGGAAGAAAGGUGAUGGAGUAUGCCACUUUGAAUGCAACACCGCAAGAGAUGACUAUGAUGAUGGAGACUGUUGCUUAACCAAAGACCAUGGGAAUACUAGCAAGACUUGCUUUGACCCUGAUGCACCGGGGAGGGCUUACAUGAGUGUGAAAGAACUGAAGGAAGCCUUGCAGUUGAACAACACCUUGUUCCUGAACAUUUUUUUUGCUGGUUCUGCAGGGGAGGAGUUAGCUGGAGCAGCCAUCUGGCCAUGGGACAAGGAGGCCCUCAAUGUGCAAGGGGGAUUAAUUGUGAAUCCAUCUUAUUAUGGAAUUCCAGGCCAUACUAAUACAAUGAUUCAUGAAGUGGGCCAUGCCCUAGGACUGUACCAUGUUUUCAAAGGUGUGAGUGAGCGAGAGUCUUGUGAUGACCCAUGCAGUGAGACUGAACCUUCCAUGGAGACGGGGGAUCUAUGUGCUGACACCGCGCCCACCCCAAAAAAUAAGCUUUGUCGAGAUCCAGAUCCAACAAAUGACACCUGUGGUCCAAAGUUUUACACUGGAACUCCAUAUGACAACUACAUGAGCUACUCAGAUGAUGACUGUGCCAACAGCUUCACCCCAAACCAAGUUGCCCGCAUGCAUUGUUACCUCGAUCUCAAAUAUCAAGGAUGGAGCCGGAUUCACAAACCUUCACCUGUUCCUUUGGCACCAAUAGUUGUUAAACAGAGCAUGGAUUCUCUCACUAUCCACUGGCUGCUGCCUAUCAGUGGAGAACUCUAUGAAAGAGAGUUAGGAACCAUGUGUGAUUUGUGUGCUGCUGAUGGGUCUUUACAACAAUAUGCUCACCAAGCUUCCUCGCCUCGAGUGUGUGACAACUCUGGUUAUUGGACCCCAGAAGAGGCUGUUGGUCCUCCAGAUGUAGACCAGCCUUGCCAGCCAAGCUUACAUGCAUGGAGUCCUGAGCUUCACAUCUUUAAUACUAAUAUGUCCGUCCCUUGUACUCAGCCACUGGGGUGUAUUCUGGAGCUCAAUUUCCUAAAAGCUGUCCAACCCCGGACCCUUACCAUCUGGAUAACUUACCUAUCCUCUGAUGUGCCCACCACAUUGUCUGAUAUUGAGUUAGUGACGGAACAUAAUGAAUCAUUGCACCUAGGAAGUAUGCAGGCCUACUGUGAUACUCCUCUGACGAUUAGGCUGACCACAGACCAGAACGUGUCCACAGUCCGUAUUUACACAUUUGAUGCAAGAAUGGAGAUAGAUGCAGUUCUUCUGGUCUCUGUACCUCUUAAUUUUAUUUGCUCAGCAUGCAGACCUGUGAAAUACAGGAUAAUUCGAAAUCCUCCUUUGCUUAGAGAUCAGCUGCUGAAAAGGACCCAGGCAGAGCGCUUUUUUACUGACACGGAAGUGACCCCGGGCCAGGAAUACCAAUACCAGGUGCAGGUCGUUGCUGGGUCAGUGGCUGGAGAGCCUUCACCACCCUUAUUUCACAUGCAUGGUGCCGGUUUCUGUGGGGAUGGAGAAGUUAAUAAGGAAUUGGGAGAGGAGUGUGAUGAUGGUGCACUGCAAAAUGGAGAUGGCUGUUCCCAGAGGUGUCAACUGGAGCCAAAUCAUAUGUGCAUAGGAAAACCUAGCCUAUGCUACAUUCCCAGUGCAGAGAGUGUUGUUGACUUCCCUGAUGAUAGCAUUGGCAUGUCUGCCAAUCGUGCUGGGCAAACAACACAUGAAUACAUUGAUCAGUGGGCUUCUCAAGCUGUGACUUCUCAUGAAGACCCCUGGAAAUGUCCAGUUUCUGCACUCAUUGGAGAACCAGUACACAAGGUGAGUUUUGAUAAGCCCAGUCUCGCAGAGUCAUUCCACAUUUACCUUUCCUCUGAUGGCAGCUUUCCCAGCAGCACCUCGAAGGCCAUUGUCAGUGCUUAUCUGACUGAUGUGACGGGACAGAGCCAUUCACUAGGAAUUAAUCCAUGGGUGUCCUGUAUCUGGGAUGGCCUUUGGUCUCUCCCUGAAGGUUACUGCAAGAUUGAAUGUGAUGCGCCAAUGCCAAUUAUUAAUGCAAAGCUUAUCACAACCCGCUGCCAGCUGGGUAACCACGAUGUGGGAUCCACAUGCAGAUACAGGUGUAAGCCAGGAUACCAAGUAGCAGAAACAUCUGAUCGACGGCCUAGGAGGUCAUGCUCCCCACUGCAUGUGGCACAUGGUUCUACCCACUGUUCCGUAGAUGUGGAUGGAGAAACUCUGUGUUCUGUGACAUGUGAUGAAGGCCAUGUUCUACACUCGGUCAGUAAAGCAGGGCAUAAAGUCUUACAGGACACAGUGCUUAAAUGUUCUUCUGGGAAAUGGAAUUUGAUGGUAACUUGUGAACGACUGGAUUGUGGAGUCCCGCCUCCAUCACUUGUUUUUCAUGCCAGUUUCUCUUGCCCUAAAGGGACAGGCUUGGGGAAACAGUGUUUUUUUACCUGCCUGCCUCCUGCAAAAUUCCAAGGAAUUAAUCCAUGGGUGUCCUGUAUCUGGGAUGGCCUUUGGUCUCUCCCUGAAGGUUACUGCAAGAUUGAAUGUGAUGCGCCAAUGCCAAUUAUUAAUGCAAAGCUUAUCACAACCCGCUGCCAGCUGGGUAACCACGAUGUGGGAUCCACAUGCAGAUACAGGUGUAAGCCAGGAUACCAAGUAGCAGAAACAUCUGAUCGACGGCCUAGGAGGAAGUUCCUGAAAAUACACUGUCUUCAGACUGGUCUGUGGUCUGUAGGCCGCUGCAUUCCUAUCCUGUGUGAGCCUUUGCCCAUUAUCCUUCAAGGAAUGUAUAGCUGUACCCGUGGACUGGAGGUGGACAGCAAGUGUACCCUGUACUGUGGAUCUUACACGGUGACUACUGUGUGUAGUAAAGAUGGGACAUGGACAGAAAAACUGAGCCUCUGUGAGGGACUUACAGGGACAUGCCCUCCACUGCCAGAAAUCAAUGACAUCCACUACACGUGUGAGAAUGGACGAUUGAUUGGAGCUAACUGCACAGCUUCCUGUGUCUAUCCACCCAAUGACCCAGUGAUCCUACCAGACAACAUGACACCUGAUUCUGUAGAGCACUGGAUGAACCCUACCAAAGUGCAGAGUAUUAUGUGUACAGGGACACUGAAAUGGUACCCAAAUCCUGCCACAUUGCACUGCAUUCCAUCUUGUGAGCCCUUUCAAGCAGAUGGCUGGUGUGACACAAUUAAUAACCGCGCGUAUUGUCAGUAUGACGGAGGAGACUGCUGUGCCUCUACCCUGUCCUCACACAAGGGUCAGGUGGUUCCUUUUGGAGCUGAAUGUGAGGAAGAUGAGUGUACUUGCCGUGACCCAGUGGCAGAAGAGAACAGAUCUAAAAAAGUGGAUUGGGCUGGACUUUCGCCACAGGCACUUGGGGACAUGCGUAAUCCACCAACUACUUGAGGAACCUCUGUAGAAGAUGUCAUGGUCAACAGUUGUGUGAGCGUCAUCAAAACCAUCUGGGACUAGUAAUGGCCUCUUGAUAUGGAAUAUCUUAAAGAGAUAUGUCAUUGUAGAAUGUCGAUUUUCUGAAUGAAAAUUCAAAGUGGAAGUAUAGAACAUUUGUACAAAAUUGCAUCCGUGUCUGGGAAUUUUAUUAUCCAGACCUUCAUUCUGAUGUCUACCAUAUUUGGCCUGAAGUUCUAGAAAGCCUCCAUUCACUUUUUCACUUUACAGCAUUCCAUGAUCUGCCUGUGCUAUA
Molecule: messenger RNA, 5314 nt
Organism: Nanorana parkeri
Lineage: Eukaryota; Metazoa; Chordata; Amphibia; Anura; Dicroglossidae
Gene: PAPPA2
Product: pappalysin 2
Exons: 21
Coding region: 1-5016 (1671 amino acids)
Molecular function (GO): metallopeptidase activity
Source: RefSeq, a predicted model, not a curated record